UUUCCUCCCUAGUUGCUACUUAAACUGCUAGUAAUAACAAAUCCUUCAGGACAUCAAUAGAGUCGCUGUGUGUUGAAUAAUCGCAGGCUAUCAGGCAGUAGGCUUGCAGCAGCAGCUCCAUUGCCUGUGACAUCACUCCUGAAGCUCAAACCCUUCUCUAAGCUGCCUUCAUUAGUCAGUGUGUUGGUCUGUCUGCUUUCUACAGACCGUCACACGCAAGAGCAGGCUCUUUGCAGAGGGAGGACUCUGGAAAUCAGAAGCACUGGGAGAGACGGAGAGGAAUAAAGAGGAGAGAGAACACGAGCAUCAGAGAACAAAACAGACACGCUUACAAUAUGAAAUUCAUCUUGCCUCAUUACUUGCUGUCUCUUUUCCCUCUUCUGGUUCUCAGCACCAGACAGGGCUAUGAAGAGCUGGAAAGACAGCUUAAAGAAGUCUUUAAGGAAAGAAGCAACAUUCUCCGUCAGCUGUCAAAGACAUCCAAAGAACUUGAAGGCAUUAAAGUAAACCUCCAGUCUUUGAAAAAUGAUGAGGCAUCUGCCAAAAGCGAUGUACAGAAGCUGUUGGAAUUAGGCCAAAAACAAAGGGAAGAAAUGAAAUCGCUCCAGGAGACCUUUCAAAAACAGCUUAAUGAGGCAGCUGAGAAAGCAGAAAAACAGCAGGCUACAAUUAACUUUUUGAAGACUGAAAUGGAGAGGAAGAGCAAAAUGAUCAGGGAUCUCCAAAAUGAGAACAAAAGCCUGAAAAACAAACUCCUGUCUGGAAGCAAGCUUUGUGGUAUUCAUGCAGAAGAGUCAAAAAAGAUCCAAGCGCAACUGAAGGAGCUUCGCUAUGGGAAAAAGGAUUUGAUUUUUAAGGCCCAGCAGCUUACAGACUUGGAGCAAAAACUAGCAAUUGCAAAAGAAGAACUGGAAAAAGCAGCUCUUGACAAAGAGUCACAGCUAAAAGCUCUGAAGGAGACUGUUCAGCUCUGCCUAUCUUCAGUUUUGCACAAUCAACCUCCAACUACAAAUAUAAUCACUUCAAGACCGAAUGAGAGACAGACAUCCCCAGUUACGAACGGUUCCAAAGUUCCAUUUCCAGUGACAAACACCAAGCAAAGAGCUCCUGUAGACAAAGAGACUCUUCAGAUUUCCUCAAGAAAAGAAGAUAAUAAUCAAAGCACCUGGGAAUGCAAUUCUCAAGAUGUUGGCAAGAUUUGUUUAGGAAACCGAAACAAUUCAACCACUUCUCAGUUAAAGGUGGCAGAAACAGACCCAAACUUGCAGAAGUCAUACAGUCCUCCAUGGAGUAAAGCUGAAAUCAAAAAAUCAGCAGAGAGAAAAGAAAACAAUCCCGAAGAAUUGGUUAAAAUCAAGGAAAAGACUCUGUAAACAUCAUCCAGCUAUCUUUAAAAUGUUCUUCAUUUGCUAUCGUCUUCAUCUUUUUAGUCCAGAGGCAUGAAACGUACCAGGUUUCUAAAGCAUGCAAUUUUUUCACUAUUUUAUGGAUGUUUGUAAAUUAGUUUAGAAAUUUCUGAAAUAGAUUGAUUAGUAUCUUUCAGCAAUAAUCCAACAGAAAUGGAUGUUUGGAGGAAAAAAUGCUUUGUAAUACAGUCCAGUUUUUUGAAAUAUUAUUCUGCCCUGAUCUGUAACUUGCUUAUUAUAAAUCACUCUGUUUUGUAAAGAAAUGCUAUUAAGAAUUUUUAUUUUAUUAACCAAUCUUGCUUCAUAUGUAUCAUUAUUGUAUCCUAAGAUCAAGACUGAUAGACACGUGAUUCUAUACAUGCACACAUACACAUAAACACAAUCAAUCAAAAAGAAAAAUGCAACUACCAUGGCUGAAACUUUGAUUAUCACAUUCUUCUAAUGGUCCAGAAUCACUAUAUAAUCUCCAUAAGGCUGCAAAUACAAAUCAGUCUAAUGGUACUCCCUCUUAUCCAGAUAUCUGGUUAGCUGAAGGUUCUGGGCAUCCUCCAACCUAUUCAGAUCAAGUAGGUUCUAUAACACAUCAUUACAGGAUGCAAUGCAGCAAAAGUUACUCCCAACUAAGGCCUGUUGAGUUCAAUGGGAAGUAUGUUAAUCACACCUAAAUACAACUGACAUCCUCUCUGUUAGAGAUGUGUAAAAUGUUUCAAGUUUGAAACAUUGCAAGCUCGGAACAGGCCGUUUCAAGUGUUUUAAUCCCAAAACAGAAUGCCCUUCAAAUAAAGGAUCUGUUUUGAGCCUGAAAAAACAACAACCCCACUUUGACUUGAAACAUUUAGAUUGCUCUGAACACCAUUGGGGGGGGGUUUCUGGGGAGAGCUGGUCUACCGAUAGGGGUCAGCGAGUAGACCAGGCCUCCUUUCCAGAAUUAACAUGUCAAACCACCUUAGAGGACUGGUCUACCUGCCUUUGAGGUGGGUAGGCCAGGUCUUUGCCCCAGAUUUAACGUGUUGGCCCACCUGUGAGGCAGGCUGAUCCUCUAUGUCUGGAGUGGAGGCCUGGUCUACCUGCUGACCCCAAUAGAUAGACCAGCUCUCCCUGGAAAAACAGCCCACCAAAAUUAAGUACAAAAUAUUUGAAAUGUUUCGAGCUCAUUUUGUCCAAACAACUGGCUCAACCAGUUGUUCCAAUGAAUUGUUUCAGGGAUUUGUGUUUCAUUUCGAGCUCGAAACGAAAAGCAAAAUCCAUUCUGUGCACAUCCCUACUUUCAAUUCAGACUGAGGCCUAGUUCUCACUAACAGCAGGUUAUGGUAUAAACUAUUUGUCAACUGCACCACUGCAAAUGGGAGCUCAUGUGAUUGAAUGUUUCUCCAUACCAAAAAGAAAUUGAACAAAAAACCUCCACGAAACCUGAUGUUGCGGGGAAGGAUUCUAAACUAGACUUUUCCCUAUUAUGCUUGUCUUCUGUGUGCAAAGAUUUUUUUUUUUAAAUGGAAGAUAUUCAACUACAUGAGCUGUUACUGGGAUUCUGUACAGCCUAGAAACAGGUUUGCCAUGUGUUUUGCAUAUUUUUGUGAGAUAUCCAACUAACUUUUGCUGAAUUGUAUUCACAGCGUACAGCUACAAGACUGAUUAUGAAUGCAUCACAUUUAACAACCUUGUUUACUGUCUGAUGUUCAUCUUGUAUCUGCUUCUCCCAAAUAAAAAAAGACGCUCUUUC
Hemicordylus capensis (graceful crag lizard) is the source of this 3126-nucleotide messenger RNA. RefSeq names its product leucine zipper protein 2 (gene LUZP2). NCBI's taxonomy places the organism in Eukaryota, Metazoa, Chordata, Lepidosauria, Squamata, Cordylidae. The transcript has 12 exons. The record is from RefSeq and is a predicted model, not a curated record. The coding region runs from base 336 to 1373 and encodes 345 amino acids.